CAUGGGACCUCGAGGCGUCCGGCUCCUGGCGGUUCUCCUGGUCCUGGGGCUGUGGGCCCCGGCAGGGGCCCAGAAACCUUCCCCCUGCCGGUGCUCACGGGUAGCCCCCCACAAGAGGGAGAACUGUGGAUUCCCGGGCAUCACCAGUGACCAGUGCUUCUCCUCUGGCUGCUGCUUCGACUCCAGCGUCGUGGGGGUCCCCUGGUGUUUCCACCCCCUCCCGAAGCAAGCGUCGGAGGAAUGCGUCAUGGAAGUCUCGGCCCGUAGGAACUGCGGGUACCCGGGCAUCAGCCCCGAGGAGUGCGCCUCCCGCAAGUGCUGCUUUUCCGACAACAUCUUCGAAGUGCCCUGGUGCUUCUUCCCGAUGUCUGUGGAAGACUGUCAUUAUUAAGAGGAGUCCCUUCCGAGGACCCAGCAGGCUCCCUGGAUGUCUGGAAAUGAGGACUACUCACCACCACAUCUCAGGUU
This is a messenger RNA of Felis catus (domestic cat), 468 nucleotides long. RefSeq names its product trefoil factor 2 (gene TFF2). The record is from RefSeq and is marked provisional. Lineage: Eukaryota; Metazoa; Chordata; Mammalia; Carnivora; Felidae. Gene Ontology annotation, biological process: maintenance of gastrointestinal epithelium.